GUUCCAGUUAUAUUCAUUUCAAUGACCUUGACUUGCACUUGUCAUUUUCCCGUGACUUAUCUGUUAUCAGAAUAUGUUUGAUAUUUAAAAAACUUCACUUCCCUUUUGUUGAAAAUAUUUAUUUUUAUUCCAGGAAUAAUAAACGAUGGAUGGGAGUGGCUUCAUUAAUAUCACAGAAAUAUGUGAAAAGAAUCACACUCAAUUAACCGCUGAAGAAUUUGAUAUCUGGUUGGAAGGGUACUGCGAUGCGCCCGCCUCAACAACAGAGAGACACAUAGAAAUAGCACCUUCUACUCCCUCAACAAUGGGCUAUGUCGUUUACUACUCAAUCCUCGUGUUUGGUGGAAUCACCUUGAACUUGUUGGUUAUGAUCACGAUAUUCUCCCGAAAUCGACUUCGAACAGUUCCAAAUGCAUUCAUGGUAUCGUUAUCUGUGGCAGACUUUUUAAUGGCGACCGUUGCAAUUCCCCUGAGAAUAAUGGAGCGUUUGGACAAAAACAACAAUUAUGUUAUGACAUCUAUUUUAUUUCCAUGCAUUGGGGUAGCAUCCAUAUUUAGCUUAUGCUGUGUCACACUCGACCGGUAUAUGCAUAUACGACACCCUUUAAAUUACGAGAAGCACAUGAACAAGAUGCGAGCUGUCGGAAUAGUGGUCGGUUUAUGGGUUUUUUCCAUCCUCCAAGCAUCCGUGUUUUUUCUUGUCAACGAAAACCGCUACAACGAAGCAAUUUACAACGAUGUACGACUUGCGUAUUGUUUUGUCAUCCCCGCCAUUUUUAUCAGUGUCACUUACGCUAAGUUAUUCCUGAUAGCCAGAUCGCAUGCGCGUGUUAUUGCUACAACUUCAGUCACAAUCCCUGAUCGACCAUGGACACAGAAAAAGGAUUUCAAAAUACUAAAAAUUAUAGCUUUAAUCGUUGGCACUUUUGUUCUUUGCUGGUUUCCAUUUCUUCUUGCAGUCAGCUACGAGCUCCACACUGAGGACUUAGGUCGAGAGUUCUAUUUGUUUAUGGGUAUCGCAGAAUGCUUUGCUUGCAGUACGUGUGUGCUGAACCCGGUCAUUUACGGCUUGUUGAGAAGAGAUUUACGGAUAUCAAUGAGAUAUGUGGCUGCAUGUAAAAGAGAAAGUAUUGAAGAGAGUCAAUCCCUGUAGUACAAACAUGCAAAAUAUAUUCAGCUCACUGCCCAUUGGGGCUUUCCAGUGACCGAUAAGAUCAAGUAGUGUGCUUACUUAUAUUACUUACUAGCCUGGACUAUUUAUCUUUACAACAAUUGUGAUAUUAUUUUCUUAACUGUAUGUAUAUCCUAACCGGGCUAACUCACCCUGUCAGAGGAAACCGGAGCACUGAUGGAAAACCCACAACUUGCCGAGCGUUGACAGACACUUUUCACAUGAUAUAAUCUUGAACUCUUUGCCAGUGUACGUAGUGCCAAUCAAAUUGCAUCUGAAGCCCCUGCCGUGAGAUCCCUACUAAGAAACACUUGAUGCCAUUGGCGCACGCGGGAAAAUAGGGGGCAAAGGAAGUUGCCCGAUUUUGCUGCAUUUUGCCCAACUAAUAAAAAUAAAUUUACCCUGCUAAACUUCCAACAUUUUCGUGCGGGAGGGGGAUGGUGAAGGCACUAAUUUUUUUCGAUAACAUAUUUCUUGCUUUUUAAUUUAUUUCCCCCAUCUCGUUGCGCAACUUACGUUUAUAAUUUAGCCGACUUCAAUUUUUCUGGGGGAAAGGGGCGACAUUGCCCCCUCCGUCUAUUAAGUUUAUGCUUCACUGCUCCAUUAGACUUGCUCCAAGUCUCUCUUUCAUUGUCAUAUAGUAUCGAUCCACUAUAGUGUACAUUACAUGACGUAGUACAGAGGGGCGGAGCGAGAAAAAGAGACUUGUCAACUUCGGAAAAUCUCGGUUCAAAACUGAACCGAAAAUGCAAGACUUGGUUCAAUUGUUUUCCUUCAAUUUCUUUCUGUAUUAUUUACUAUAAUGGAACUCGUGUUAUUUACACUGUGCUAGAUCAAUACAUAUAAACACUGACAGAAAACAAUUGAACCAAGUCUUGCAUUUUCGGUUCAGUUUUAAACCGAGAUUUUCCGAAGUUGACAAGUCUCUCUUUCUCGCUCCGCCUCUCCGUGCUACGUCAUGUAAUGUACACUAUAGUGGAUCGAUACUAUAUGACAACGAAAGAGACUUGGAGCAAGUCUACUGCUCCAUAGGUCAUUGAUUUUUUGUGGAACAAGCUCUGCAUGUUGUAAUUAAAUUUUCGAAAAGCUUUUGGUCCGCAUUGAGCGAAAUGUCAGGUCUUCAUU
Paramuricea clavata is the source of this 2296-nucleotide messenger RNA. Lineage: Eukaryota; Metazoa; Cnidaria; Anthozoa; Malacalcyonacea; Plexauridae. The record is from the annotation of a GenBank genome assembly.